CACUUUAUUUAAUUUUAGAACAAACUACAGUAGAAUAGUCUCCUUUCUGUUUCAAUCCAGAAGUUAGCUUGAGAUUUUCUUCGUUUUAAGUUAGUUUUUCGGAAUGGCAACAGCGUGAUGGGCGAUCGAUAUUAAACAUAGUCUGCAAUGCGUUUCACCCAUGUCUUUCCUCAUUGUUUUGAAAAUGAAUAAACACUAAUGUUGUGUUUUGAUCUGUAUUUCAAGCUAUAGUUUAUUGAUAAAGAUUAUAGAAAGAAAAUGGCAAUGCAUGAGCAGCAGAUGACCAAAGCUGAAAAUUUGAUGGCGGAAGCCGAAGCCAAACUCAACAGUAGUGGAGGUGCAUGCUGUGGUGGAGGACGAACUACAGCUAAGGAAGAGGAAGCAUGUGAUUUAUACGUGAAAGCCGCUAAUGCUUUCAAGAUGGCCAAGGAAUGGCACAAAGCUGGCAACGCUUUUGCUGAAGCUGCAUCCAUUCAACAGAAAAAUGAACGCCAAACGGAAGCGGGGAGGCAUUACAUCGAAGCUGCCAAAUGUUACAAAAAGACAAGCCCAAACGAGUGUGAGGAAUGUCUGACAAAAGCUAGUGAACUGUACGAUAGUGUGGGAAGAGGAAAGACAGCUGCCAAACAGCACUUGACAUUGGCAGAACUUCAUGAAGAGCAGGGGAACCUGAAGAAAGCAGUCGAUGAAUAUCAGAAAGCAGCCGAUAUGUUCCAAGCUGAAGAGCUGACAUCAUCUGUCACAAAAUGUCUCACAAAUGUAGCCAACCACGGCGCCAGCCUUGGCCAGUACCAGAGAGCGGAAGAAAUAUUCGUUCAGCUUGGUACCGAAGCACUCAACAACAAACUUCUGAAGUACACAGCUUGCGAACAUUUUGCCAAAGCUGGACUCUGCUAUUUGGUUGCCAAUCCGCAAGAUGGCGAUGGCCUUUUGGGGAAGAUAGCCGAAAUGAGGGAGACAAGUCCCGCAUUUGAUGAAAGUCGUGAAUGUGUUUGGUUAAUUAAAAUGGCCGAAGCUGUUAAAAAAGACGACGUAGAUGCCUUCAAUGAUGCCAUACGUAGUUACGAAUCAGUGACGCGACUUACGAGUUGGCAUAAUGAUCUCUUAAAAAAUAUUCGGAGAAACUUGGGACCCGAUUUGAGAUAGUAUGGCCCAUUCGCUAUGCUAAAGCGUUAUUGUGAUUUAAAUCUAUAUAGCUAGUUAAAUAUUCGGUUAACAGUUUACUCGUUUUAUGUACGUACGGUAAACAAAAUUGAUUUUUCUAUGUGUUACAUUGUUAUCAUGCAUUAUUCUACAUUUAUCAUUGUUUCCUGUGAAUAAUAAAGGGUUCUAUGCCCAUUGUUAUAAGGAUA
Parasteatoda tepidariorum (common house spider) is the source of this 1352-nucleotide messenger RNA. RefSeq names its product alpha-soluble NSF attachment protein. Gene Ontology annotation, molecular function: syntaxin binding; soluble NSF attachment protein activity. Lineage: Eukaryota; Metazoa; Arthropoda; Arachnida; Araneae; Theridiidae. Gene Ontology annotation, biological process: intracellular protein transport; SNARE complex disassembly. The record is from RefSeq and is a predicted model, not a curated record. Gene Ontology annotation, cellular component: vacuolar membrane; SNARE complex.